Fopius arisanus is the source of this 648-nucleotide messenger RNA. RefSeq lists its product as uncharacterized. Gene Ontology annotation, cellular component: nucleus. Lineage: Eukaryota; Metazoa; Arthropoda; Insecta; Hymenoptera; Braconidae. The record is from RefSeq and is a predicted model, not a curated record. Gene Ontology annotation, biological process: DNA recombination; DNA replication; DNA repair. The coding region runs from base 150 to 506 and encodes 118 amino acids. The transcript is spliced from 4 exons. Gene Ontology annotation, molecular function: DNA binding.
UAGUUUCUUCCAUAACCUGUCAUAAAUAACCGUUGGGCACCGAACAUUCCUGGAGGUUCUCCUUUGUACUGCUGCUUGUGAUGAAUAGUAGGACUUGAAUAUAACUGUUGACAAUAAACUCAGACUGCAAUCAGAAUAAGGACAUUACAAUGGGAAGACGUCGAGUAUGUGGUGCUAAGUUGGGAAAGGAAAUUGGUAACCGAGUCACCCUUUUUGGACUGAUCAAGGGGGUGAGUUCAAACCAGAUGAACGUUGAAUUAUCAACUCCAGAUAAUAUUAAAGUCAACGUAUCUCUCCCUGAGCCGUACUUCGGGCUUGCUGACGGUAUAAUGGAGGUCUUUGGAACCGUCAAAUCCAAAUCCACAAUCAGUGCAGAUAGUUAUCUGUACUUCACGUCAAAGGACCUCGAAACAUUCAAGACUCAGGACUACCAGGACUUUGCGGUACUGCUGGGAUACCUGAUGGGACAGGACCCGGAGGUUCAGGCUUUCUUCCAUACACCUUAAUUCCAUAUGAAAAUAAUUAACUAUAAGACUCUAUUAAAAAUAUUUUUUUAUCAAGUACUACUACAUAAAUUGAAAGAAAAUGGUUGUCUAUAAAUAUUGGAUGAGACAGGAUCAUUGAAUAAAUACAAUGGGACAGUUGAAA